GCGGCAAGAGCUCCCGUCCGAAGGGACACCCGUCGUCGGAAGCCCCCCCCCGGGACAAAGCCUCUCUCUCUCCAUCUAUCUCUCCGGGGCGAGGAAGCGGCGAGCGAGCGCUCCCGUCUGCGGUCGUCGAUAAUAAAAAAGUCGCGUGAGCGAGGUAAUCGUCGCGGCGGGCCGCCGAAAGUAAAGGAAGUGGAGGAAUAAAAACACAGGGGGAGGAGAGCGGAAGGAGUUCGCGUGCACAUCAGGGAAUUCGUCGUCCUCGCGGCCGCCGAAGAUGCCUCCGUCGUGCUUCGAGGUGAUCCUCGUCGGCUUCAUCCUCGUGCUGCCGUUCCUGUACGAGACCAGCCGCACCUUCCGCUACUACUUCAAGUUCCUCAUCUACUACGGCAUCGUGAUGGUGAACGCGGUCCUCCUCAUGCCCGUCAUCUCGCUGCGGCCCGGCAACGUCAAGAAUUUCCUACUGGCAUCGUCGUUAUGCCAUCAUAUAAGUGCUCUGCUAGGUCUGCGAUGGGAGCUGCGAGGAAGGGAGCACUUGGAGAAGAACAGGGCAUGUAUAAUCGUGGCGAACCACCAGAGCUCGCUGGACAUCUUGGGGAUGUUCGAUCUCUGGCCGGUGAUGGACAAGUGCACCGUCGUUGCCAAGAAGGAAAUCUUCUAUGCAUGGCCAGUCGGCCUGGCCGCGUGGUUGUGCGGCCUGAUUUUCAUCGACAGAAUGAACUCCGAGAAAGCGCGAUCCGCCCUCAACACCGCCACGAAGGAGAUCACGGAGAAGAAGAUCAAGCUGUGGAUAUUCCCCGAGGGCACCAGGCACAACACCGGUGAGAUACAUCCGUUUAAGAAGGGUGCCUUCCACGUCGCGAUCAGGUCGCAGUUACCCAUACUACCAGUUGUAUUCUCCUCUUAUUAUUUCUUAUCCGCGGAAGAGAAAAGAUUUGACUCCGGACACAUCCUCGUGACGACAUUGCCGCCCAUCUCAACCGAGGGACUCAGUACGGACAACGUGGAAGAAUUAAUAGAAAAAACGCGAAGCGCCAUGAGUGAGGUGUUUCACGCGACGAGUCGCGAGAUUCAACAGUCCCUUUCUGUCCGGUAAGACGUACAUCGAAUGAUCAUUAUUGGACUAUAACGAGAACGAGCUCGUCUUACAUAAGCGAGCGAGUAAGUUUACUUCUUUACAAGAGUAUUAGCGAAUAAGCCUCCACGCGGGAACCAAAGAUUAAGCGUCCGAUUGUUAACGUUCUCUUAUUGUAUAUUAUUGAUAAUAUGAUAUAAUAUCUUAAUUUAUAUUUUAAUAUGUCUCCAAAACUCAGAGAAAGUGGAUAGCGAUUUUAUACGAUACACCCGUAUCUAC
Molecule: messenger RNA, 1351 nt
Organism: Temnothorax curvispinosus
Lineage: Eukaryota; Metazoa; Arthropoda; Insecta; Hymenoptera; Formicidae
Product: 1-acyl-sn-glycerol-3-phosphate acyltransferase alpha-like
Exons: 4
Coding region: 275-1093 (272 amino acids)
Biological process (GO): phosphatidic acid biosynthetic process
Cellular component (GO): membrane; endoplasmic reticulum
Molecular function (GO): 1-acylglycerol-3-phosphate O-acyltransferase activity
Source: RefSeq, a predicted model, not a curated record